Colletotrichum navitas is the source of this 638-nucleotide messenger RNA. RefSeq lists its product as uncharacterized. The transcript has a single exon. NCBI's taxonomy places the organism in Eukaryota, Fungi, Ascomycota, Sordariomycetes, Glomerellales, Glomerellaceae. The record is from RefSeq and is a predicted model, not a curated record. Bases 98 to 586 code for a protein of 162 amino acids.
UAAGAAUCCCAAGGCGAUGAGAUGUUGAGGGCGAAGUCCGAAGUAAAAAAGUGAUGGGUGUUCGGAUCAAGGCAAAGAUGGAAGGGAACGCCGAUGGAUGAGAAGAUGGAAUGAGGAAGUGAGUGCCAUGGGGAAGGGGAGAGAGAGAGAGAGAGAGAGAGAGAGAGAGAGAGAGAGGUCAGGAAGGAGUCAGUUUGUCUUUCUUCGUGCCAAAGGAAGGAACGGAAGGUCGCUCCUGUCUGUCAAAACCCAUAACAAACAGAACCCACAAACGGUUGAUCAGGAAGGAGCCAGUAUGUCUCUCUUCGUACCCAAGGCAGGAACGGGAACUUGCUCCUGCCUGCCUGCCAGCCAGCCAAAGACCGCAGCAGACCAUAAUUUCCAAGCGGCUGCGAUGCUAUCCCGACGCAACUCUAUUGGCCACAAAUCGUCGCGUGCUUUUGUACCUGUGAUGAAGCGGUCCGGAUGCUCGAGCAGGCGCGACCACCAGGUACGGGCGGGGAACGAGCAGGACGCAAGCGGGAAUAAAAAAACCAUUCACUUCGCGGCAUGUCCAUGUGGCUAUUGGCUUUUGGCAUUUGAAUAGAGACUCAUAGUGUACAAGAACCGCAGGGAAUGUCUCUUAUUGAAACACCGCG